AUGGACUCGGCUCGAGGGCCGGCAUCGCACUACGGGGCCUCUGGGAAGCAGACGUCGCACCACGACUCCCCCGAGCAGCUGCUCGACGUCUUCAAGGCGGCCGCCCUUUCCGUCACCAAACUGUACAAGACUUCAGCGUUGGCCGAGUCGAGGUCGCGAGCCGAGGGCUACCAGGAGUGCCUGGAGAACCUGCUCAUCUUCUUGGACAGGGAAAACCUCGGGCUGCGCGAUGGCGAAGGGUGGAAAGUGAGGGCUUGGGCGACGGAGCGCCUGGAUGGACGUGAAGCGGCACUUCAAGCCACCACCGAGAGCGAAGAUGAAGUCGACCGCACGGACCGGCCAACCUCGCCAGAGGCUGCACGGACGAGCACAGAACCUCAGGCGUCUACACAGCGACCGACUGGGCCAACGUCAUCCCCAAACGUCGUUGCCGUCAGCGUCCCCGACGAGCCCGCCCGCAUAGUGGUGCCAUCGCAAGACACGUUUACUUUUCAAUCAUCACAUGCGUAUCCCAACAUUGCGACUCUCGAUCUGUCCGACUCGCGACACGACGGCUCGUCGCUGCAACCGUCCCGGAGCUCCAAGGGCCGCCACGGCGGUACAAAACCCAACUCCAGGACACAGGGCCAUCUGGGCAGGGGAGCCGGAGCUAAGCGCAGAUGGGACUUUGACGACUUUUUCGGCGGCUGUUUGAACGGCAAGGACCCUUUUGGCAACGGCGGCAAACGGAGCCGGCACACGUGA
Hirsutella rhossiliensis is the source of this 744-nucleotide messenger RNA. RefSeq lists its product as uncharacterized. The transcript has a single exon. Lineage: Eukaryota; Fungi; Ascomycota; Sordariomycetes; Hypocreales; Ophiocordycipitaceae. Bases 1 to 744 code for a protein of 247 amino acids. The record is from RefSeq and is a predicted model, not a curated record.